Molecule: messenger RNA, 492 nt
Organism: Brenthis ino (lesser marbled fritillary)
Lineage: Eukaryota; Metazoa; Arthropoda; Insecta; Lepidoptera; Nymphalidae
Source: the annotation of a GenBank genome assembly
AUGAUUAAUAGGGAUAACUGGGGGCAUUCGUAUUGCGACGUUAGAGGUGAAAUUCUUGGAUCGUCGCAAGACGAACAUCAGCGAAAGCAUUUGCCAAAGGUGUGCGCGAUUUCGGUCGAGCAACUCACUGGCGACGUAUUAAAAUUCUUCUUAGAGGGACCGGCGUCUUCGAGCCGCACGAGAUUGAGCAAUAACAGGUCUGUGAUGCCCUUAGAUGUCCUGGGCCGCACGCGCGCUACACUGAAGGAAUCAGCAUGUUCUCCCUGGCCUAGAGGCCCGGGCAACCCGUUGAAACUCCUUCGUGCUGGGGAUUGGGGUUUGCAAUUAUCCCCCAUAAACGAGGAAUUCCUAGUAAGCGCGAGUCAUAAGCUCGCGUUGAUUACGUCCCUGCCCUUUGUACACACCGCCCGUCGCUACUACCGAUUGAAUGAUUUAGUGAGGUCUUCGGACCGACACGCGGUGGCUUCACGGCCGUCGGCGUUGCUGGGAAGU